CGCAACACGUGGGAAGUGACUGAAGGCACGACAUCAGCAUGUCGAGCAGCGACGUAACCAAGAAGAAGCGCAUGGCCCUACACCAGUCACUUGUUCUGGAGUUUCCUGGGCGAGUCGAAUGUGCCGUGCACUACUCCAUGAGAGUGCUUGUGGGCACGUCAGACGGGCGUUUGGUGCUCUUCGACACUCGGAAAGACCCGAACAAGCCCGUGAGUGUCUACGAAUUGCCCCACAAGAAGCGCAUUCAGCAAAUCUUAGUCGUACCACACAUUCGCUUGGUAAUCGUGUUGGCGAACAACACAGUGACUGUGCACUCUGCGACGGACCUCGGAGUGGCGUCGUCCGAGUUUCACCUGGCCAACAACGUUACGCAUUUGAGCGUGAACCAACGCGGACCGCCGCACUUUCGUAUUUGCGCAGCAUCCUCGGCAAAGUUGCAGCUGUUUCAAUUUGAAGCGAAGGAGAAGCGAUACAAGUACUUGCGCGAACUCUCGAUCGCCGACCCUCCCGAGGUUGUGGGUUGGUACCGCAACAAGUUGAUCGUGGGCAGUCGUCGUGGAUAUUCUCUCGUCAACGACAAAACUGCCGAAGCCCUUCCGAUCAACUUGACGAUCAACAGCAACACUAACCCGAUGGUCAAAUUGCUUCCGAAUGAAGAGAUCGUCGUGUCCGCCAUGGACGCGUUGGGCGUGUUCCUCCUCUUCACGGGGGAACCUGUCCAUCGCAACUCGAUUGCUUGGUCGAAACCACCCGCUGCCAUCGAGUACACGUCGCCGUAUUUGGUCUCCAUGAUUCCUCAAAAGGGCGUCGAGAUUCACAGCAUGCAAGACGGAACGCUCGUGCAGUCCAUUUCCCUUCCGCGCAUCACAGCGAUGUUUGGCAACGGCAUGAAGUGGGACAUGGAACCGCGCACGGGCGGCGAUUCCGAAGACGUUAUUGUUGUAGCGUCGUUGAACGCGACGGGGACAACAUCGAUUUUCAAAAUCGAGCAAAUGCCGAUGGAACAGCAGGUCCAAGAACUGCUGGACCGUGGUCGCAUCGAAGAAGCGUCCGACCUGAUGAAGAAGAGCAUCUCGAGCUUGAACGCGGACAAGCAAAAAAGCCGCAUGCGCCGGUUCCAUCGCCAAGUCGCGAUUGCGCUGCUGAAGCGCUGUGAAUUUGACGCUGCCGUCGAGUUCAUCUAUCGAUCGGGAAUGGACCCUCGCGAGUGGCUGAGCUUUUUUCCGGACCUGGUCAGCCCCAGCUUUGCAUACGAACCAACGAUUCUCACGCCAGAUGUGCUGCCGCGUGGCUCGAGCGCCAGUCCCGACUGGAACUCCGUCCUGGCGGCAUUGCUCAAGGACAACGCGGGCAACUUGGCCCCCGAGCUUGUCUCUGCCGGUCAUGCCAAACUGUACUCGCAGGCAACGAAGUCCUUGCUCAAGUGCUUGGAAAUGGUCAAAAAGCACUCGACUCGAGACCGAAGCUCGUCGCGCGAAAGCGUGUUCGCUACACCUCCUCGAUCGCGGUCCACGAGUCGCGAAAAUGAGUUCGCGGCAACCCACGCGGCCUCAAUUUCGUCGUCUAGCGGAAGUUUUCACCGCGGAAUCACGAGAACUGCGUCGACGAUUGUCUCAACGUCGUCGUCGUCGUUCCCCAAGGACAUUCAGCGUUCCGAAGCUGUUGACACUGCUCUUCUCCGCCUCUACAUCAUGCACGAAUCGUUUUCUGAGAUUGCUGCCCUUCUCACGACUGUGGACAACCAAGGCGACGGCGCCCACUGCGACAUGGGGUCGUCCCAAGCUCUCUUGAUGCACCACCACUUGUACUUUGAGCUGGGUCUGCUGUACGAACGCCACGGCCGCGCGUUGGACGCCCUAGACGUGUACGCUCGAAUGGGGUCCGGCGAGUACGUGCAAAACCCGCUCGAAGACGGCACAUCUGGCGCCCAGGCGGCCGUGGAUCUGCUCCAAACACUGGACGACAUUCCUCUAGUGUUGUAUCAUUCGAAAUGGGUGCUCAAGGCCGACCCCCACGAAGCGUUGCGAAUUUUCACGCACCGUCCACGCCACUUAAAGCCGUUUGUGUCGGGCGAUGUUGUUGCCCACUUGAAAGAAUAUGCGUCGGAUCCGGCUGUCGUCCAACGAUAUCUCGAAAGCCUCGUUGAUGCGGAAGGAGGAGGGUCGGCGGGAACUACCAUGUCGGACGCGGAGAAUCCCCAUCACACGCGGUUGGCGUUGGAGUACUUGGAAGAAGUGCUCAAGGCAAUCAAGGGUGGCCGCGAACCAUCCAAGUCUCAUCCUGGCAAGGAGCCUGCGCCCCUCGGUGACGCCCGCAAGCGACUUCUCAAGUACCUGAAAGCUCCAGAGUCGGCGUACGACGCAGGUGCGUUAAUGGCCAAAGUGAAAACGGCCCCGGCCCUGCGCGAAGAAUUGCUCGUGGUGAGCGGACGCGGCGGGUUCCAUGAAGACGCGUUGGCUAUGUUGCUUGCGGAAAACGAUGUUCCGGGCGGCGAAGCGUACUGCCUCAAGUACGGCGUGUCGCGCAAGGGAGGCACCUCGAAUCGAGCACUACUCAAGUUGCUCGAGUUACUCUUCAAGGAGAAAGACGCCGACAUGGCAGAGUAUGCGCACCUGUUGAUGGCCCGUCAUGCCAAGGCCCUGAACGGCACAGCUGCCCUCAACCUCAUUCCGGCAUCAACUCCACUCGUCAAGGUGAUGGACUUUCUCAGCCAGUUGCUUCCCCACAGCGCCCAUGAGGUGCGCGAGACGACGCUGGCGCGAAACCUGUCCAACAUAUACAACCUCCAAGUCCAGUGCGAGCGCGUCGACAAGUUCUCCGAGUCGGUGGAGAUUGAUACGAAGACGACUUGUGGGGUCUGUCGCAAGCGUAUCGACACCAACAUCUUUGCCGUGUACCCGAAUGGAUCGGUCGUACACUUUGCAUGCGGCCCCAACGUGAAUAUGCACAUGGACCCAGUGUCAGGCGAGAUGUUUGGUUGAAUGCAAUCCUGAUGUUCGUGUAUGCCGUCCAUCUUUCCAAAGGCAUCUGGCG
This is a messenger RNA of Aphanomyces invadans, 3033 nucleotides long. RefSeq lists its product as hypothetical. Gene Ontology annotation, biological process: vesicle-mediated transport; endosomal vesicle fusion; autophagy. Gene Ontology annotation, cellular component: membrane; cytoplasm. The record is from RefSeq and is a predicted model, not a curated record. Lineage: Eukaryota; Oomycota; Saprolegniomycetes; Saprolegniales; Verrucalvaceae. The transcript has 8 exons. The coding region runs from base 39 to 2981 and encodes 980 amino acids. Gene Ontology annotation, molecular function: protein binding.